Messenger RNA from Nicotiana attenuata, 2335 nucleotides. Its product is annotated as pyruvate kinase isozyme A, chloroplastic. Gene Ontology annotation, molecular function: pyruvate kinase activity; magnesium ion binding; potassium ion binding. The transcript has 6 exons. Gene Ontology annotation, cellular component: chloroplast stroma; cytoplasm. NCBI's taxonomy places the organism in Eukaryota, Viridiplantae, Streptophyta, Magnoliopsida, Solanales, Solanaceae. Bases 38 to 1813 code for a protein of 591 amino acids. The record is from RefSeq and is a predicted model, not a curated record. Gene Ontology annotation, biological process: glycolytic process.
AAUUUCCUUAAAUCUCAAAAUCCUACUGAGAAAAACGAUGUCGCAAGCUCUUAACUUCUUCGUUUCCUCUUCUUCACGUUCUCCGGCGACUUUCACAAUCUCAAGGCCGUCAGUUUUACCGUCAACCGGUAGUUUACGGUUACCGGUGAAGAAAUCGUUGCGUACGUUAGUUGCAAAAGCGUCAGCGGGGUCAGAUCUCGACGAGUCGCAGACGUUGCGGGUGUUAGUAUCGGAGAAUGGUUCAGGAGGGGUAUUAUCGAGUGCGACGCAGGAGUACGGUCGUAAUGCUGCACCGGGGACCGAUUCGAGUUCGAUUGAAGUGGAUACAGUAACGGAGGCGGAGUUAAAGGAGAACGGGUUUAGGAGUACACGUAGGACAAAGUUGAUUUGCACGAUCGGACCUGCCACGUGUGGGUUUGAGCAGCUGGAGGCAUUAGCUGAGGGAGGAAUGAAUGUAGCUAGGAUAAAUAUGUGCCAUGGAACACGUGAGUGGCAUCGUAUGGUGAUUGAGAGAGUGAGGAGGUUGAAUGAGGAGAAAGGGUUUGCUGUAGCUAUUAUGAUGGAUACUGAAGGUAGUGAGAUUCAUAUGGGAGAUCUUGGCGGCGCUUCUUCUGCUAAAGCUGAGGAUGGUGAAAUUUGGAAUUUCACUGUUCGUUCAUUUGAUCCACCACUCCCAGAACGCACCGUUACUGUUAACUAUGAUGGCUUUGCUGAAGAUGUGAAAGUGGGUGAUGAGCUACUAGUAGAUGGUGGAAUGGUGAGAUUUGAAGUGAUUGAGAAAAUUGGCCCAGAUGUUAAGUGUCUUUGCACAGAUCCUGGACUUCUUCUACCUCGGGCUAAUCUGACGUUUUGGCGGGAUGGUAAACUAGUAAGGGAACGCAAUGCCAUGCUUCCAACAAUUUCCUCAAAGGAUUGGCUAGACAUAGACUUUGGUAUUGCUGAGGGUGUUGAUUUUAUUGCUGUAUCAUUUGUCAAGUCUGCUGAAGUCAUUAAGCAUCUUAAGAGCUACAUUCAAGCCCGGGCUCGGGAUAGUGAUAUUUCUGUAAUAGCAAAAAUAGAGAGCAUUGACUCAUUGAAGAACUUAGAAGAGAUAAUCCAGGCAUCAGAUGGUGCUAUGGUUGCGAGAGGAGAUCUUGGUGCUCAAAUUCCAUUAGAACAGGUUCCAUCAGAGCAGCAAAAGAUUGUCCAGAUAUGCAGGCAGCUGAAUAGGCCUGUUAUAGUAGCCUCCCAGCUGCUGGAAUCUAUGAUUGAAUACCCUAUUCCAACUAGAGCUGAAGUUGCUGAUGUUUCUGAAGCAGUUAGGCAAAGGGGGGACGCUUUGAUGCUUUCUGGUGAGUCAGCCAUGGGACAGUUUCCUGAGAAGGCAUUGACUGUCCUAAGAAGUGUUAGCUUGAGAAUUGAAAGAAUGUGGAGAGAACAGAAACGCCAUGAAGUUAUUGAAUUGCCAUCCAUAGCAUCUUCAUUUUCAGAUAGUAUUUCAGAAGAGAUCUGCAACUCUGCCGCCAAGAUGGCUAACAAUUUGGAAGUUGAUGCUCUUUUUGUUUACACCAAGAAUGGGCACAUGGCAUCUCUCUUGUCACGCUGCCGUCCUGACUGCCCAAUAUUUGCAUUUACAACGACAACAUCUGUACGCAGACGCCUGAACCUGCAAUGGGGUCUAAUGCCUUUCCGCUUGAGUUUCUCCGAUGAUAUGGAAAGCAACCUCAACAAGACAUUCUCCUUACUAAAAGCUCGGGGCAUGAUCAAGUCAGGUGACCUCAUCAUUGCUGUUUCUGACAUGCUGCAGUCCAUUCAAGUUAUGAAUGUUCCAUGAGUCCACAUAUUAGUUCUGUGUUAGAGUUUUGAGCUAGGCAACCCCAGUUAUAUGCCCAAUUGAACCAAUUAUGAAGUUCAACGGUUGGUUCUGCUAGGGAGUAAAACAACGACGAGCAAUCCUUCCUCAGUGUGUCCUCGCAAUCCUUCCUCAGUGUGUCCUCGUUUCAGGUGCUGGACCUCAAUGACAUUUGGUGUAACUCAACUGUCGCUUGUAGUCAACAUAGAAUGUAUACCCCCUGUUUUCCUAGGAUUCGGAAGAUGUAUCUUCUACUUGAGUUAUUGAUUUAGAAGUGAGCCUUAGAAAUGAUCGCGAUAAUUAUGGAUUUGUUCUUACAAUUGCUUUUAGUGUGCUGUCUUUGGUGUUUUUUUUAAUGAUCUAUCGGUUUGAAUUACCUUUUGGAGAUUUGUUUAAUAUCAUUUGGCCUAAAUAGAUUGUUCAUCUGAUUGACAUUGACAGGAUAUAACCUGUCUUUAGUUUGUCAAAAGAAAGAGCAGUACAAUGGGAAAAUUAUCAGCCUCA